ACUGACUGGAGACAUCUCACCCCAGCCCAGCUGCAGGCCCCCCGGGAUGCUCCGGGCAUGGCCUCUGGAGCCCCACAGAAGAGCAGCCAGAUGGCCUGUGGCACCGAGGAGACCCCAGGCUUCCUGGAUGCGCUCCUCCAUGACUUCCCAGCCCCUCUGAGCCCACAGAGCCCUUUGCCCUGGAAGGCCCCAGGGACAGUGCUCAGCCAGGAGGAGGUGGAAGGCGAGCUGGCCGAGCUGGUGAUGGGCUUCCUUGGCAGCAGGAAUGCUCUGCCAUCACUUGCUGCGUCUCUUGCCCAUGAGGCUGUUUCCCAGUUGCUACAGGCAGACCUUUCUGAAUUCAGGAAGUUGCCCGAGCAGGAGGAGGACGAAGACGAAGAGAAGGCCCCUGUGACCUUGUUGGAUGCCCAAGGCCUGGCACGGAGCUGCUUUAACCAGCUCUGGGAAGUGUGCAGCCAGUGGCAGAAGCAGGUGCCAGUGACUGCUCGGGUCCCACAGCGGCAGUGGCUGGUUUCUAUCCACGCCAUCCGGAACACUCGCCGCAAGAUGGAGGACCGGCACGUAUCCCUUCCUGCUUUCAACCAGCUCUUCGGCUUGUCUGACCCUGUGGAUCGUGCCUACUUUGCUGUGUUUGACGGUCAUGGAGGGGUGGAUGCCGCAAGGUAUGCUGCUGUCCACAUGCACGCCAACACUGCCCGCCAGCCGGAGCUGCCCACGGACCCCGCCGGAGCCCUCAAAGAAGCCUUCCGUCGCACCGAUGAGAUGUUUCUCCAGAAAGCCAAGCGAGAGCGGCUGCAGAGCGGCACCACUGGUGUGUGUGUGCUCAUCACAGGAACAACCCUGCAUGUCGCCUGGCUUGGAGACUCUCAGGUCAUCUUGGUGCAGCAGGGACAGGUAGUGAAGCUGAUGGAGCCACACAAACCUGAGCGACAGGACGAGAGGGCACGCAUCGAAGCACUGGGUGGCUUUGUGUCUCACAUGGACUGCUGGAGAGUCAACGGGACCCUGGCCGUCUCCAGAGCCAUCGGGGACAUCUUCCAGAAGCCCUACGUGUCUGGGGAGGCAGACACAGCCUCCUGGGAGCUGGCGGGCUCUGAGGACUACCUGCUGCUGGCCUGUGAUGGCUUCUUUGAUGUCAUCCCCCACCAAGAGGUCAUUGGACUCGUCCAGAGCCACCUAGUUAGGCAUCCACAUCCGGGCAGUGGACUUCAUGUCGCUGAGGAGUUGGUAGCUGCGGCCCGGGAACGGGGCUCCCAUGACAAUAUCACAGUCAUGGUGGUCUUCCUCAGGGACCCCCAAGAGCUGCUAGAGGUCAGGGUUCAGGGGGCAAGGGACUCUCAGGCAGACAUGAGAAGCCAGGACUUGCCCUCUGGCCUCUCAGAGCCUGAGACCAAUACUGCACAGAGAAGCUAGGUGGUCCAGGCCUCCCCCCACCCCCUUCUUUCUGCCCUUGUGAUUCUCCCCCUCGAAGGCCUUAGGACCCAACAGGCAGCCAUGGGCAGGGGUGCCACCCACACAGCGCUUCCCCCCAGCACCCCUGAGCCACUAGUGGUGUGCCCUAAAGACUGAAGAGCUGCAUGAGGCAGCAAGCGGAUCUCAGAAGAAGUCUGGAGAAAAGAGCUCACCAAAGAGAUGUCCCAGGAAGUGGACCGGCUCCUGCUUCCAGCUCCCACUGGGGCAGGGGUGGGACCAGAGGCCACAGCUCCUGGUGGCAGCCAGACCAAAGACACCAGGUGUGUGCAUGUAGCAGCGUGUGGGACCCUCAGGCAGACCCAGGAGUCACAUAUGUCUUCAGGCACGUCCUGGGGUCACGCCCAGCAGGCAGGUGUCUUGCCCAGGUUUCUCAUCACUCCUCACUGUGGCCAUGGCCAUGGCCAUGGAGGGUUCAUACUGAUAGAUGAGCCCAGCAGAUCCUGGUUGGCCAUGCCAGCUUGCCAAAGAGGAGAGAGCAACCCAGUUGGAAAGAGAGGGAGCACCAGGGGUCUGGUCUGCAGUGGCAGCCUGUGACAUGGUUGGGCCCACCAGAGCCUUCCAAGCCCUCUCUCUUCCCUCAGACACCCUGGGGAGGUGAAGCUCCAAACCUAUGACACACAUGUGUCUUUUGUGCAUAUGUUUGGGGUUUUUUUUCCAGGGGAAAGUCUAAUUCAGAAGCAGUAUUUCAAGUUUUAUCUUUAAGAGUGCCAAGAUGACCUGUUGUGUCAUGUAAUUUAAGCAGAGCUUAGC
Molecule: messenger RNA, 2223 nt
Organism: Galeopterus variegatus (Sunda flying lemur)
Lineage: Eukaryota; Metazoa; Chordata; Mammalia; Dermoptera; Cynocephalidae
Gene: PPM1F
Product: protein phosphatase, Mg2+/Mn2+ dependent, 1F
Exons: 7
Coding region: 58-1413 (451 amino acids)
Biological process (GO): protein dephosphorylation; negative regulation of protein kinase activity
Cellular component (GO): cytosol
Molecular function (GO): protein serine/threonine phosphatase activity; cation binding
Source: RefSeq, a predicted model, not a curated record